AUGAGGACUCUUGCCCUGCUUUCUGCCAUUCUCCUGCUGGUCCUUCUGGCCCAGGCUGACCCACUCACAGAAACAGUUGAUGUGGAGCCAUUCCAAGAUGAGUCUGGAAUAGAGGACCAAGAUGUGGAAGUCUCUUUUACAGAAGACAAACGCUCAGCCCAAGUUGCUUCAGACCUGACAAGGAGACGUACCUGCUACUGCAGAAGUGGAUUUUGCCGUGUCAGAGAAAAUCACAUCGGGAACUGUGGGUUUGGUAAUCUUGCUCUAAAACGGUGCUGCCGCAAAGACAAAAAAAGCUCAUAA
This is a messenger RNA of Chrysochloris asiatica (Cape golden mole), 303 nucleotides long. RefSeq names its product defensin, alpha 4, corticostatin (gene DEFA4). Gene Ontology annotation, biological process: cellular response to lipopolysaccharide; antimicrobial humoral immune response mediated by antimicrobial peptide; antibacterial humoral response. Bases 1 to 303 code for a protein of 100 amino acids. The record is from RefSeq and is a predicted model, not a curated record. Gene Ontology annotation, cellular component: extracellular matrix; extracellular region. The transcript has 2 exons. NCBI's taxonomy places the organism in Eukaryota, Metazoa, Chordata, Mammalia, Afrosoricida, Chrysochloridae.